Notolabrus celidotus (New Zealand spotty) is the source of this 704-nucleotide messenger RNA. Its product is annotated as thioredoxin-like. The transcript has 5 exons. Gene Ontology annotation, molecular function: protein-disulfide reductase activity. Lineage: Eukaryota; Metazoa; Chordata; Actinopteri; Labriformes; Labridae. The record is from RefSeq and is a predicted model, not a curated record. Bases 97 to 423 code for a protein of 108 amino acids.
CUCCCAAAUGGUUCCCUCCCCUUUGAAGAAAAGGGACUACUUAACUCAGACUGCUGUAGUAUCUGACACAAGACAGGUUCACACUCGACAGUCACCAUGGUUCGCUAUGUGGAAACUUUGGAUGAGUUCAAAUCGAUCCUGAAGGAGUCUGGAGGCAAGCUGGUGGUGGUGGACUUCACAGCCACAUGGUGUGGCCCCUGUCAGAGGAUAGGCCCAAUUUUUGAAGCAUUGUCAAAAAAACCUGAAAACAGCAACGUGGUUUUCCUGAAGGUGGACGUUGAUGAUGCUUCAGAAGUAGCGCAAGAAUGCAAGGUCAAUAGUAUGCCUACAUUCCAAUUUUACAAGAAUGGAGAGAAGAUCGAGGAGUUCUCUGGGGCUGACGGGCCCAAACUUGAAAAACUAGUGGAUACUUACAGAAAUUAAAGAUCACCACCACUCUCUGUGUGUGCUGAAGUAAUUCCAGUUUCAUUCUUUGAACAAUAAACACCAGGUCUUCUUUUCCACACAGGAAAAAAUUACUUCCACCUAUCAUGUGUCAGUCAGCUCAGUGUGUUUGUAACAAGUGUCUUUAACAAAUGACUACAACCAAAACCUGAUGACCCCUUUUUAAUUCAUCUUUUUAUGGAAAAAUUGGCUCCUAACUCCAGAAUUGUCUUUACAUUUUGUCCAAUGAGGUGGAUUUAAUAAAUCAUGAAUUACACAAA